Molecule: messenger RNA, 1419 nt
Organism: Sinocyclocheilus anshuiensis
Lineage: Eukaryota; Metazoa; Chordata; Actinopteri; Cypriniformes; Cyprinidae
Product: transcription elongation factor A N-terminal and central domain-containing protein-like
Exons: 1
Coding region: 265-1401 (378 amino acids)
Biological process (GO): DNA-templated transcription
Cellular component (GO): nucleus
Source: RefSeq, a predicted model, not a curated record
AAAACAAAAAACAAAUUCAGACAUGGCGGAAGGAUUGCGAGAUGUCUCUUUCAAAAAAGGUUGUACUGUUGAUGUUUUAGCAAUGAAUGACGACUUUGUUUGAACGUAAAGGCGAUGCGUUAGUCUGCAAUUUAUAAAAUAUUUCUUUUAUUCAUAUUUUGCAGCAGCUUUUUCUUAUAAACGCAUGCUUAUCGGCUUAACGCCGCUGCAGCCAACGACAAUAUAUAUUUUUCUCGGAAAUGUUGGCUUAAUGUAGAAGAGUUCAUGAAUACUAAAGCGAUCAUUCAUUAUGCUACACAAAUAGAUAAGCUGCAAAAUGAUGGCGGCUAUGAAGAUAUUAUAUCACUAUUGACAGACCUGAACAACGCAUGUGUCACGUUAGAGCAGUUGCAGACUACAGACAUUGUUAAGGUCCUUUAUAAACUACUUAAGUUCUGUCCAGUUGUGAGUGCUAGAACAAUAGCAAAGGGCUUGCUUUCAAAAUGGAAGACGUUGUACAAGUUGUCAUCUGUGCUGAAAAGUAAUAACAAAAACGUGUGGGAGGACAAGGAACUAGACGCACAUGACCUGCCUAAUGUUGAGGUGUCCCACUUAAAUGAAAAGGGGAAUAAGAAUCAAGCAUUUACAUGCAACACAGAACAACAUGAUAUAACAAAGGAUGUAAACCAGGACAAAUGCGAUACAUGCUUAAAUAAGCUGUCUCCUGAAAAGCCUUGUCCAGCAAAAGAUGCUGCAGAAUCUGUUCAGCUACAUUGUGAGGAAGAGAGCUUCACUCUAGCUGCAGCAUCACACAGUAGAUCUGAUACUUCAGUUCCUCAUAACACCAAUCAGCCCAGCGCUUCCUCUGACUCCAUGGCAUUGAGAUCCAAAUGUGUCCAUCUGAUUCUCCAGGCUCUUACUUUAAAUCAGCAAAUAUAUUCAGAUGUUAUGGACAAACACAAAGCCCUUGCUGAGGACAUUGAAACACACGUUCAUGCUCUUCACGGACGAAACCAGAUUAAGUACAAGUCCUGCAUGAGGAGCAAGGUGGCCAACCUAAAAAACCCAAAGAACCCUCACCUGUGCCAGGGCCUUAUAUCAGGACACCUGACUCCAGAUGCAUUCGCCCGGAUGUCAGUGGAGGAAAUGGCAGGGGAGGAACUUCGACAGCUCAGGGAAGGUUACACCACUAUGGGCAUCAGUGAGCAUCAGCUACCAGAGGCAGUGGAAGGGACACCCACCAAUAAAGUUAGCUGCAGGCGCUGUAAGGGUUUGGACUGCAGGGUGACGCAGAUCUCACGAGGGACGCUCUUCUUGCCAUCCUGGGUACGGAGUGGCAGUGCAGAUGAUGAUUCAAUGACUUUCAUGACGUGUGCUAAUUGUGGAGAGCAGUGGUACCACAGCAACUGGGUUUGCCUUUGAGCAAGUGUGUAUGUAUUU